AUGGCAAAAAUUGAAAAAUUGUUGGUAUCUUUGUUCUUCUUUGCAGUCGCACCCAGCAUCGUUCUAGUGGAUGCUGACUUUUACAAGAGCAUGUACAUUACCUGGGGUGCUCAACAUGCAUCAUUGCAGGGUGAUAACCUCCAGCUUGUGUUGGAUCAAACCUCAGGAUCCUCAGCACAAACAAAGAUACCAUUCUUAUUUGGAAGCAUUGAAUCACGAAUCAAGCUAGUGCCUGGUAACUCUGCAGGAGUAGUUACAGCCUAUUAUCUAUCCUCUACAGGAAGCCAGCAUGAUGAGAUAGAUUUUGAGUUCUUAGGAAACAUUUCAGGACAACCAUACAUUAUCCAUACAAACAUAUAUACACAAGGAAAUGGAAGCAAGGAGCAACAAUUUUACCCUUGGUUUGACCCAACCUCUGAUUUUCACAAUUACACCAUUCACUGGAACCCCACUGAAGUUGUGUGGUAUGUUGAUAGUAUACCAAUAAGGGUGUUCCGUAACUAUGAAAAUGAGGGCAUUGCUUACCCAAACAUGCAAGGAAUGAAGGCUUAUACAAGCCUAUGGGAUGCAGAUAACUGGGCCACAAGAGGUGGGCUUGUUAAGACCAAUUGGUCUUGUGCACCAUUCAUAGCAAAAUUAAAUCAUUUUAGAGCAAGGGCUUGCAAGUGGAAUGGACCAGUUAGCAUUCAACAAUGUGCCUCCAAUAUCACUGCAAAUUGGUGGACUUCUCCCAUAUACCAACAACUGAGUUAUGCACAGUUGGGUCAGUUGAAUUGGGUCAGAAGUAAUUAUAUGAUCUAUGAUUACUGCACUGAUACUAAGAGAUUCAAUGGACAAAUGCCUCCUGAAUGCUCUAAGCCACAAUUCUAA
This is a messenger RNA of Gastrolobium bilobum, 870 nucleotides long. Its product is annotated as probable xyloglucan endotransglucosylase/hydrolase protein 26. The record is from RefSeq and is a predicted model, not a curated record. Lineage: Eukaryota; Viridiplantae; Streptophyta; Magnoliopsida; Fabales; Fabaceae. Gene Ontology annotation, cellular component: apoplast; cell wall. Bases 1 to 870 code for a protein of 289 amino acids. Gene Ontology annotation, biological process: cell wall biogenesis; xyloglucan metabolic process. The transcript is spliced from 4 exons. Gene Ontology annotation, molecular function: xyloglucan:xyloglucosyl transferase activity; hydrolase activity, hydrolyzing O-glycosyl compounds.